This is a messenger RNA of Xenopus laevis (African clawed frog), 1161 nucleotides long. RefSeq names its product glyceraldehyde-3-phosphate dehydrogenase L homeolog (gene gapdh.L). Gene Ontology annotation, biological process: glucose metabolic process; glycolytic process. Gene Ontology annotation, cellular component: cytoskeleton; nucleus; cytosol. Lineage: Eukaryota; Metazoa; Chordata; Amphibia; Anura; Pipidae. Gene Ontology annotation, molecular function: glyceraldehyde-3-phosphate dehydrogenase (NAD+) (phosphorylating) activity; NADP binding; oxidoreductase activity, acting on the aldehyde or oxo group of donors, NAD or NADP as acceptor. The record is from RefSeq and is marked provisional.
CACAGACUUACACAGGGGUUGAUAAACCAAACCAAGGGACCACAAAAAUGGCAAAGGUUGGAAUCAAUGGAUUUGGCCGCAUUGGGCGCCUGGUGACCCGCGCUGCCUUUAUGAGCGGUAAAGUUCAAGUCGUCGCUAUCAAUGACCCCUUCAUCGACUUGGACUACAUGGUGUACAUGUUCAAGUAUGACUCCACCCACGGGCGCUUUAAGGGAACAGUGAAGGCUGAGAAUGGCAAACUGAUUAUCAAUGACAAAGAAAUCACCAUUUUCCAGGAGCGUGACCCCAGCAACAUUAAGUGGGGCGAUGCUGGUGCCGAGUAUGUAGUGGAAUCUACUGGAGUCUUCACAACCAAAGACAAGGCUUCUCUGCACUUGAAGGGAGGUGCCAAGCGUGUGAUCAUCUCUGCCCCCUCAGCAGAUGCCCCCAUGUUUGUUGUUGGAGUGAACCAUGAGAAAUAUGAUAACUCUCUUACAGUUGUGAGCAAUGCAUCCUGCACAACAAACUGUCUGGCUCCUCUUGCAAAGGUCAUAAACGACAACUUUGGCAUUGUUGAGGGACUGAUGACAACUGUCCAUGCUUACACUGCCACCCAGAAGACAGUGGAUGGCCCAUCAGGGAAGCUGUGGAGAGAUGGAAGAGGUGCCGGUCAGAACAUCAUCCCCGCCUCAACUGGUGCAGCAAAGGCUGUCGGAAAAGUUAUCCCUGAGCUGAACGGCAAACUCACAGGAAUGGCUUUCCGUGUCCCCGUUCCAAAUGUGUCCGUUGUGGAUCUGACCUGCCGCCUGAAGAAGCCUGCAAAGUAUGAUGAUAUCAAGGCUGCAGUUAAAGCUGCAGCAGAGGGACCAAUGAAAGGAAUCCUGCAAUACACACAAGACCAGGUUGUCUCCACUGACUUCAAUGGCUGCACUUAUUCCUCCAUCUUUGAUGCCGAUGCUGGAAUUGCAUUGAAUGAACACUUUGUGAAGCUGGUUUCCUGGUAUGAUAAUGAAUGCGGCUACAGCCAACGUGUUGUGGAUCUUAUGGCUCACAUGGCAUCUCAGGAAUAAGCACUUAUCCAUCAGUCAACCCCUCUUCUGUCACUGAAGGGGUCCAGAGUCACCAAUCUGCUAGUUUGUCUGUGUCACUGUUUGUGUUACUAAAUAAAACAAUGAAACAUCA